Acanthoscelides obtectus is the source of this 543-nucleotide messenger RNA. NCBI's taxonomy places the organism in Eukaryota, Metazoa, Arthropoda, Insecta, Coleoptera, Chrysomelidae. The record is from the annotation of a GenBank genome assembly.
AUGUCGCUGUUGCCAUUCCUGUUCGACGACAGUCCAUUCCACACAUUCCACACACGACCAUCGAGGCUGCUGGACCAGCAAUUCGGCAGUGUACUGGAUGCAGAUGAUCUCCUGCAGCCAUUGACUAUCCCCAGGCUGCUCACCAGGUGCCCAGCUGGAUACAUCCGAAACUGGAAGUCUGCAGCAUCUCAGAAAGACUCUGGAUCCACAGUCACGUUCGACAAUGAGAAGUUCCAAGCUAACUUAGAUGUACAGCAAUUCAAGCCAGAGGAGAUCUCUGUCAAAUUAACAGGCGAAAACACACUCACUAUUGAGGGCAAGCAUGAAGAGAAACCAGACGAGCAUGGGCAUAUCUACAGGCAUUUUGUUAGAAGGUACACUGUGCCAAAGAACUGCGAUAUGUCAAAGAUCGAGUCCAAAUUGUCUUCAGAUGGUGUGCUGACCAUCACUGCACCCAGGUUGGAUGCAAAACAGAUUGAACACAAGAACAUUCCAGUGGUUGCCACAGGUGAGCCAGCAAAGCAGAUUGAAGGCAAGAAGUGA